UAUGUUUUCCAUUGUAAUUAAUUGCUUUUUUCCAAAAAACUAUUUCAUUGAUAGUGCAAAAGCAGUAGAACCUGCACGAGGCAAGGUUCACAUUCCCAGAAAGUUACACGUGACUCACACAUCUGUGAACUUCACUGCACGGCAUAGCUAAAUUUGCAUCCGUAACUGCACACAGGAUGAAGUGUGCCGACGAAACAAACAAGAUUUAGUUUCCUGUUUUCGUAGUGAAGUAAUAUUUUAUGUUUAUAAUUGUAUAUUAAAUUUAAAAAAAAAAUAUGUCAGAAAUUGACAAAUGGGAAGUAAUGGGGAAGGAUAAAUAUUUGCCUGAAAAGGACCUGAAGCUUUUGAAAAUGGUCACUGCUCUUGAAGAAAUUGAUGACGAAUCUGGAUCUGAUUUAAGUGAAUCUAAUAAAAGACAAAUGGAGAUCGACUCAGAUAACGAUGCAAUAAAGCGAUCCCACCAAAGCCUUUCAAAUGGUACGUAUCAUUUUAAAAUAUUAGUACCGUCUAUAGCUGCUGGAGCUAUCAUUGGCAAAGGUGGGGAAACCAUUGCUCAGUUGCAGAAAGAAGCGGGUGCCAGAGUCAAGAUGUCUAAGGCAACAGACUUUUAUCCUGGUACAACAGAACGUGUUUGCUUGAUUACUGGCAGCAUCGAAGGAAUCCUGCAUAUUCAUGAAUUCAUAAUGGGAAAAAUCAAAGAAAAACCAGAUCCUAAUGCUAAAAUGGCAAUAGAUUUUGAUCACAAGCAACCAGCGGAACGAGAGAAACAGGUCAAAAUAUUGGUUCCUAAUAGUACGGCAGGGAUGAUUAUGGGUAAAGGGGGUAGUUACAUUAAACAAAUUAAGGAAGAAAGUGGUGCUUAUGUACAAAUAUCUCAAAAGUCCAAAGACUAUGCCUUAGCUGAACGCUGUAUUACUGUUAUUGGUGAAAUGGAUAGCAACAUAAUUGCCUGUCAAAUGAUCCUAGCUAAAAUAGUAGAAGACCCCCAGAGUGGCAGUUGUUUAAAUGUUAGUUAUGCAGAUGUCACUGGCCCAGUGCCAAAUUUCAAUCCAACAGGUUCUCCAUAUGCUAAUCCUGAUAGUGUUCCUAAUGGUACAAACAAAAGUAAUAACACAAGUUAUAAUUCAAAUAGUAGUUUAAACAGUCUCAGUCCUACAGCAAAUAGCAGUUUUCAAACCCCUCAAACCAGUGCUGCUUCUGCCCAUGCAGCUGGAACUGUUACGUUUCCUGACAUGCGUAUGAGUGGCCCAUCUAUUCCUCCUGGUAGUAUUGCUCAGAUGAUUGAAAAUUUAAAACAAAUGCUGAGAGGAAACGGCUUUUCGGAACAAGCAAUUUCAGAGAUUAGUGCAGCUAUGAUUACACUCGCUAAUUAUGGAAUCAAUGGACUAAAUUUAAAUCUUAAUUGUUUUAGUGGAGUAGGUGAAGCUCCUGUUGAUAGUAAUCUUGGAAUGGGGAUGCCAAGUUCAGCAGCAGCUAGUUGUGCUAUGACUUCUGGAGGAGUCACCAACAUGGGCUUAUAUGCACCUGCCACCAGUAUGUUGGGCAUGGAAGCUGCUUCUAGCUCAGUCUCAGCAUCAGGUCACAUUGGAACGGCUUCGAAUGUCUUUAGUCCCAUAGGAAAUUUUAAUAGUGGAAUGCCUGGAUUAGGCAUGGGUGCCAUGGGACCAAGCUUUUCUACUCCAACCUCAUCCCGCUCUAAUGACCGUUUCCUCAUGCAAGAAGCACCUCCUGUCUUUGAACCUUUUCGUAGAACCUCACCUACCCUUGCUUCACCGAGUGCAGCUGCCUUACCUGUAAAUAAUAAUUCUUUUGGAUUGGGGACUGGAUUGAGCUCUGGGUCGUCUAGUUUAAGAAAAAGUCCAGGGCCUGGAGAUAGGCAAAUGAUUGAUGUCACAAAGACUGAGAUUGAAGUAGGAGAAAAUAUAGUUGGUGCAAUAUUGGGUCCUUGUGGAAAAGCAUUAGUGGAAAUUCAGAAGUAUAGUGGAGCUAAUAUUCAGAUCUCUAAAAAGGGCACCUAUGCUCCUGGCACACGAAAUCGUAUAGUCACCAUUACUGGUCUGCCAGGUUCAGUCACUGCUGCUCAGUAUCUCAUUGAAUCGCAAAUUGCUGAAGAAGAAAUCAAAAGAGCUCAUCAGAAUAACAUGGGUGUUAUGCAUUAACAAGAACUUCAUAUAGCUUCUUCCUAUUAUACCUUCACAUGGCUUAUCCAUAUUUCCUCCGAGUUCAAAAAGAAAAUUAUGUGUGAUGCAAAGCUGUUGGUGAUUUGAAUCCAAGCACCUAUUUUUUUUUUUCUGUGGUUUUGAGAGAAUAAAUUUCCUGCUAAAUCAAAUCAUCUUAGCAUUAUUAUAUUCAACAAGGCUUAUUUCAUUUGAAAUGAACUGAAGUAAUUCAAUUUACAUUCAAUGUUUGAUGGCAGAGUGCAGCAGAUUGUGUAUUCAGGCGUAUCUGAAGUCCCAUUUAAGAUUAUUCCAAGGACUGAUUGUUAUUGUUAUUUAAGUCACGUUAGCUAUUUGAUGCACUUCUGCUACGAACUUCAUAAACUAUCUUAUUAGUAUUGCAUUAUUUAAUUCUUUUGUACCUUUGUGGGAAAUCUUGUUCUCUGACUUAACAGAUUAUAUUAAUAUCUUUUAUAAACAAAAAUUGUUUUUUUGCUAAGUCAUUUUGUGUAAUUUGCUUCUUUUUUUUUUUUUCCUUUUGUUAAAAGUUGAUGUGUUUCUUAAGAGAAUGCAUGCUAUAGAAACAGGGAUGCCAACUAUCACAAUUUUCCGUAAUUUCUAUGAGUUUUAGUUCCAAUUACGGAAUUACAGAAUGCCUUAAAAGCCUAAAAAAUAGCAUUUAUUGAUACUUCCUUAUUUCUUAAUUUAAAACAGUCUCUUAUAUUUCGUUUCGUUAAUGUGAAUCUUUCUUUUUUUAUUUACAAUUGAACUUAUUUUUUUAUUCUGUUGUAGAUGUGAAGUAUUUGUAAUCCUUUUGAAACUAUUAAGACUCAGAGGUGUCAAUUUUUUAAAAUUAAAUACAUUGAAAUGCAUUUUACUGUAUCAAAUGUUUAGUUUUAAAUUAUAAUAUUAGGUACUAAUUAUAGAGAAUAACCUCCUUUACUACAGAAGAAACGUUACUGCAAGUUAGCAUCCCUGCAUAUUAUAGGAAUUACAUUUUUAUCAUAAACAUUCUUUGUAUAACAUUGUAAUUUAGAGUGUGAUGAAAUAUUUAUUUUUUAGGAUUAUUAAAUUUUACAAAUCUUUUAUUUAUGCUUACAUGAUCUUGUCUAGUUAUUUGAGAAUAUCAAAUUCCUUACUGUUUUUAAGUAUAUAAAAGAAUCAAAUUCUUACUAAAUCAACUGAGAGAUUUUUAUUCGCAAAUGUAUGGUCUGGACUCUAUUUAAGUUGAAAAAUAUAUGGCUAUAAGAACUAUAGAAAAAAAUUGCAUGUAUUUGUCUUGUCCUUUACUAAAAAGAUAUUAUUUAGCUUUAUAUUUUAAUCAUUAAUUUUAUCAAAUGAUUCAAAUAUAAUUCUGGUUGUAAGUAAAUAUAUUUGUGUUAUUAAAUGAAUAUUAUUGUUAUUAAUAGAUAUAAAGUCAUAUAUUAUAAACAUCUUAUAAGUUAUUGAGUUCAUUCAAAAUAUUUUUAUUUUUGAAUAUUUUGUUAUGAAAAAAUUAUUUGUUUUUGUUAUUUUGUGUGUUGUUAUUUUUCUUAUUUGUCGACUCAAUUUUAUGCAUGUAAUUAGGUUUACUGUUUGUUUUAAUUUUUCAAUCUUCUAAAAGCAUAUCAGAAUUCUAUCUUUUUUUUUUAAUAAAAAAAUAUCUUAAUAAAAAAGAACUUCAGUUUUUAAUCUAUUAUUUUUUUAUGCAGUGGUAAGAAAUUAAAAAAAAAAAAAAUUAUAGUUUUUAAAUUUUCAUGUUUAUGUGCUUACAUAUCUCAUAUUUAAGUGCCUUUUGUCUAGCUCUGAUAAUUUACAUUACUUUAUUUACAUUACCUUAUACUUCUGUAAAUUGUGUAAGCUAUUAACAAUAAUAGCUCAGAUAAUUUUAGUGACUAAUUGCAGGAUGAAAUAUUUUGAGGAAGUGAAUUCAUAGUUAAAAUGAUAAUUCAGACUUAUGAUCAAUUUGAUUAAUUAAAAAAUACUUACAUUUAAUCAGCUUUCAAAUAAUUUUCCAUGUAGAAUGUAUAUAUUCAUACCAUAGUAUAAAUUACCAUAAUUUAAUUUGUACUAGUGAUAAAAAUGACAUGCAAUACAUCCAGUCACUAUGUAUUGAUCCAUUACUGAGAAAGUGCAUAUUACCCAUUUGCAUACAUGUAAAUAAAACAUAAAAAGCCACAGCAUUUACAUCAUUUCCAUUAUUUAGUUUACAGAUUACACAUGUCUGAGCAUAUCUAAUUUAUUUAAUUUUUUAUUACUUAUGUACUGUGCAAUAAAAUUUUGAGUGUAAAAAAAAAUGUGCAAUGUGUGUCACAUAGAAAUAAAGCACUUUGGCUAUAUUUUUGUCUUUUUUAUGUGUCACAUAAAAAUAUAGCACUUAGACUAAUCUCUGGUUUGGUUUUCAUGUGACUCAUAAAAAUAUAGCACUUUAGCUAUAUUAAGGCUUUGUUUUAUGUGACACAUUAAAAUGCAGCACUUAGACUAUAUUUCAGACUUUUUUUUUCAUGUGACACAUAGAAAAAUGUAGCACUUGGGCUAUAUUUCUGUUUUAUUUUAUGUGAUACAUUCUGCAUAAAAAGAUGCUAUGCAUUGAAAAGUUUAUGAUAAACUUGUGGUGUAUUAUCCAAACAUUAAUUCUUCUAUCUUCAGAUUUUUUUUUUAUUGUGUAAUCUCUGUAAGAAAACUAUUUCUGUUAAACUGUUUCAGAAAUUUAUUGAUAUCAUGUUAUUUAAUACAUACUUUUUCUCGCCAAUUCCGCAUAUUAGUAUUGCUAUAUGCUUUAGAAAAGCAAUGUUAUCACCUGUCACAUAAUCACAUUCAUCUUUAUUUGCAACUUCAUGAUUAAUAUUAUCGUGGCCAAUGAUAUUUCAUUUCUUUUUUGAUGACAUAUAGUCUGCUGUAAAUUUUAGAACAGGUUUUUCUUUAUUGGCAACAUUCUUUAAUGCAGACAGAAUUAUCUCCUCUUUGUAUUAAAGAAUGGUGCAUUGUUAUGAUUUCUGUAAUUUAAAAAACUAUGAAAUAUAUCACUAAUCUGCCUCAUUUGUUUUGUGUCAUAAGUCAUCAUACAUAUUUCAAAAUAUUAUUAUAAUACAUAUUAAUGCUUGAAUUAACUGAAAUUCACAUAAAAAGAUUGACAUACUUAAAAUAUUUUAUAGAAAUUCCUUGUGUUUUAUUCCUCAUUAGAAUUAUUAAAUGAGAUAAACUUUUGAAGUUUUCUUAUUUGCUUGAUGAUUUGCAUAAAAAUAUUCAUUACGUUUUGAAAAAUUGUUCGAAUCAUGUGCAAUUUUAAAUAAUAAGAACAGUUCAUAAAUUAGUGAAUAUUAAUUUUAACUCUUAGUACUCGGAGCGCUUAUCUCAAUGAGAAUCGCUCCGGUAAGUUUGAAUGCUGUUUAAUUAUUUUUAUUUAUUUAGUUUUUUUAAUAGUUUAUGCUUUUUAAAAAAGAUUGUAUUUUUAAUAUUUUCAAGUUGAUGAAAACUAAUGUGUAGAAAUGUUUUUUUUUUCCUCCUUUCUAUUUUGUGCUUGCAUUGAGAGAACUUAGGGAAACUUUAAAUCUAAUUUAUAACUGCAGUAGAGCCUUAAUUACCUAAAGCAUAAUGGACUGGAAAUUUUUCUGAUGUUUUAAGUUGGAUUAGAGGUGAGAUAGCUUCUCUAAACUACUGUAUUGCACCAAUUUGCUACAAAAUUUAAGUUCUUGUUCCAAAAGUUGCUCUAAAAGACUUGUUUUAAAGGACUUGUUUUAAAAAUAUGCUCAGAAAUAUAUUCUUCAAAAUUUAUAUUAACUAGUUCUGAAAAAAUGCACCAAAAUAUACUUUUUUCUCCAAUUUUUAUUAGACUUGCUCUAAAUAUAUGCUCCAAAAUAGCAUUAGAUUCGUUCUAAAUUUUUUUUGUUAGAUUAUAGGAAAAGUUGUAAUUUCGUACUUUCUAUUUAUUAUUUAUUCUGCAUUAAAACAACAAAAGAAAAAUAUCUAUCUUAAAACAGCAAUAAGUAGAGUAAAAUUGCCUUCAUUCAGAAGUAUGAAUUUUGAAAUUUUAUAGAUUAUUUCAAUUGCAAAAUUCAGAAAUAUGAAACUACUGCUUCAACUCAUUACAAAAUACCUUAUCACAACGACAAGUUUAUCUGAUAGAAAAAUUAAAUUUCAAUAUUGUUUAGAAUACAAAAACAGUUGUAAGAUUUUAUCACCAAUUAUUGUAAAGCAAAAAAAAAAAAUCCUAACCUAAAGUAAAUCUUUCAAAAAUAUUUUUUAUAUUGAGCUACUAAAAGAAAGCUAGCGACACUGAAUCUGUCUAAGUUAUUGUAAUUUGAUUAAUCAUGAUUGCAAGAAUAAUUUAAUUUAAAUUCUAUGGAUAAGUGAUGUCUGGUUAAUCAAAAUAUGUAAAUAUCUGAAGUCUGGUUGAUUGAAGCUCUACUGUAUACUAUCCCGAUAUAUGUUUAAGUAAUAAAGAAAAAAAGCUGUUUGGAAUGUUAGGUAAAUUUUUUUUUUUGUGUAGUAUUAAAAGACUAACUAAUGUGGAGUAGGAAUUUUCUACUCCGCACACAUGAAUAAUUUAUCGUGAGAAGAGAAUUACCUCUAUAAUUAUUCAUAAUCAUUUGUAUAAUAUAUUAAAGAGGCUUAUUUGCAUACUUAUUAUUUACUUGUAUUUAUUUAUGGUGGAUUUAUUCAAAAAAAAAUAAUAAAUAAAGAAAAUCUACUGUACUAAUGGUCUCUGUAUUCCUAAUGAACGCAGAGGUAUCCUACAGAUAGAUCAUUCUGGAUGAUUUAAUAAUUAGUGUUCUAAUUAGUGAAAGAUUAGAACACUGAGGUGAAAUACUGUGUGUGAGUUUCAAAUGUGGAUUGUAUGUGAACAUGUUCAUUCGCACGAUGAGUGUGAUUGGCCUCUAAUUUUAAUGUAUCUAGAAAUUAAUCACAAAAUAUUCUUAAAGUGAAUGCUUAUAUUAUUUAUUUGUUUGUUUUGUUUGAUGUUAAACUAAUUUAUUAGGGAUAUUUAUACAUAUUUUCAAUGGUCUGUCGGCUUUUUCUGUUGCUAUAUAAUUAAUUCAGUGAUUGGUGUUUCUCCCCUCCCCCUCCUAAUUGAUUAUUGAUUAUAUUUUUCCUGUUGAUUUGAUAUUUUGCUUGAAUCAUCUAAUUGCAAUUAUCAGGAUAAUUAUUGUUAACUACUAAAAGUGCUAUUAUCACUUUAUUAUAAGUGCUAUUAUCAAAUUAUUAAAAAUUAAUGUUAUUAGUCUUAUAAAAUGGAGAUUUUUUAGAAUAACCAAUUAUAAGUUCUUGUAACUGGGCUUAAAAAAAAAAAUCUGAUCGCUCGUGUCUCGACUCGCAUUAAAUCCUGAUAACAAAACUAUUGAAUGUAAAAAAAACUCUUUUUGCAUAGGAAUUCAUUGUAUAAUAUAUAUUAGUGAAUUCUAAUUGUUAUUUAUGAUUGUACAAAAGGGCUGGAUAUCCCUUUAUUUCAGAUACAUUUCUAAAUUUCGUAAUCAUGAUCAUAUUUUUUUAUGCAUACUUAAUUUCUAUGUUAAAUUUAUUGAGUAGAAAGAUUAUCUUGUCCCUUUAAAUUUAUUUUCUUUAUUAGAAUUUUUAUUUAAAUGCAGUUGAGUGAACUAUGUAUAGGUUUAUCCCAUGUCUAAUGGACCAUCAUUCAGCCCGGCAUCACAGUUUCCAAUUUUGAUAAAAUGUAGUUUAAAAAUGUCUAGACCUGUCAAGCUAAGUUUUGCAAUGACUAAGCUUAACACUAAGCAGUAAAUGACAUGGGACGAAUAAACUAACUAAUAACUAAACUAAUAUGGAAAUUAUGUUUAACCUUAGACGUUAGGCCCUUAGAUUUUAUAUAGAAUUGAUGACAAAGUCACCUAACCCUAUAAAUUUGGUCAAAUUGAGCUUGUAAUAUUUGAUCAAGAAGAACCUUAAAUAAAACUAUGAUAUGGAAAAGUUUAGCUUAACUUUUAGUCUGAAAAAUCUAGGUUUUAACUUUGGAUUAUAUGUAAAUUUGUAGAUGCUGUAAAACUGAAUUCUACAAUGUUACAAAGAGAGCAACAUAUUAAGAUGGUAAAAAAAUCUUAAAUGGAAUUAUAAUAUGAAUAAGUUAGGCUUAACAUUUUAAAUAUAUAGAAUUUGUCCUCAGAUUUCACGUAAAUUUGUGGACAUCAGCGAUAACUUGGCAUAUCAAACUAUGUUCUGCAAUAUUUAAAAAUAAGCUAAGCAAUUGAAACUGCACAAGGAAAGUCUAAAUUAAGACUAAAUACGAAAAAGUUAAGCGUUACUUUAUAUUUUAAAAAUAUGUAAAUUUUAUUUCCAGAUUUCGACUUGAUUUGUUCAUACUCAUUAAGGAAUGCUAUUGUACUUCUAAAAAAUAUAAAUUUUUCAAAUUAUUGCAACAAAGAUAAUAUAGAAAGUGUUAGUUAUUUUUAAAGCUUCACAUUUCUUGUUUGAAUGGUUUUAUUUUAACUAGCAUUAGAAACAGUAAAUUGUAAUUUUAUUACAAUGCUUAGUUAAUUUAUUUACCUUUUAGGAUUUGCAUUUUAAUUAUUAAAUUUAGCCUGAUCCUGAUGAAAAAUGAUCCCUCUAAAAUUUGUUAAAUAAUAAUUCUCUGUUUAUGAUGUAUAUUACGAAAACUGAAAUAGAGACAUUCAAACGGAGUAUGGGAAAAUUUAAACUUUCUGGGAAACAUAAAAUGAAAUUGAAAUAGACAUUCUAACUUGAUUAGUAAUAAUUCUCUGUUUAUAAUAUUAAUGAAAAAAUUGAAAUAGACAUUCGAAUAGAGUACGAGAUAGUCAGUGUUUUAAAAAAAAAUCCUAAAGAUUAUUAUUUAAAUUACUAUUUUCGAAAAUUUUUCUGCUCAACCAGCUUAUGCCGAUUUUCAAAAUCACAAAUCUUUUACCUGCUUAAAAUUUAAGCUGCAGUAUUUAAUUUGACAGAGAAAGGUAUCAAAAUUAGAAACGGUGACGCCACCCCUGGUCCAGAUGAAUUGAAAUGUCCUUAAUUUAUUUUCAAAUUCUAGUUAUUUGUUUUAUAUUUUCUAUUUAAAUGAACUUGAAGGGAAAAAAAACUUAGGAAAAACUGACCACUUGCAUUGUUGAUUAAAAAAAAAAAAUUUAAACUUAUAAUUAUUUGUAACUGUAUUUUUAACUAUGUUUAAUAUCUUUGAUUGUGUUUACAUCUUGAUAGUCUGUGAUAUUGUUGGUAAUGGAUGAGACAUCAUCAAUUUUAUACAUUCACUACAAAGCAGGAGCUUUGAAUGGCUUUCUGUGUAAGAUUCAACGUUUCAAUGAGUUUUCUACAUUUUGUAAAAUGAAAUGAGGUUUUGUUUUUAUUUAAACAUAAAAAUUAUUUUUUGUUUUCUCAUCUUACUAAAUUUGGUGUCAAAUUUAAGUCUACUAAUACUCUAUGUUAAUAUUUGACUGCUUUGUAAAGAACAUUAUCUUUUGAAAAAUAAACACAUAUGAAUCAGGA
Molecule: messenger RNA, 9578 nt
Organism: Parasteatoda tepidariorum (common house spider)
Lineage: Eukaryota; Metazoa; Arthropoda; Arachnida; Araneae; Theridiidae
Product: RNA-binding protein Pasilla
Molecular function (GO): RNA binding
Source: RefSeq, a predicted model, not a curated record